This is a messenger RNA of Paramormyrops kingsleyae, 1449 nucleotides long. It is a transcript of the gene chmp1b, whose product is annotated as charged multivesicular body protein 1B. Lineage: Eukaryota; Metazoa; Chordata; Actinopteri; Osteoglossiformes; Mormyridae. Gene Ontology annotation, biological process: vacuolar transport. The record is from RefSeq and is a predicted model, not a curated record.
GAUGGUGACGUCAUCAAUGAGCGUAGGCGGAAGUAUCUCGGCAAAACAAACACCAGGAAGAGGGCAGAUUAAGAACUUAGGUCUUACUGCGAUUUAACCGCUUUAGUGAUAAUUUUAAAUAUAUUUUUUGUAAAUUACUGUCUCAGGAUUUACAAGCUUUCUUGGAAACAUGUCAAAUAUGGAGAAACAUCUCUUCAACCUAAAGUUUGCUGCCAAAGAACUUGAGCGAAAUGCCAAGAAAUGUGAUAAGGAGGAGAAAACGGAAAAGGCCAAGGUGAAAAAGGCCAUUCAGAAAGGAAAUAUGGAAGUGGCACGGAUACAUGCAGAAAACGCCAUCCGGCAGAAGAAUCAGUCUGUGAACUUCCUGAGAAUGAGCGCCCGGGUAGAUGCAGUGGCUGCCAGGGUCCAAACUGCAGUUACAAUGAACAAGGUCACUAAAUCAAUGGCUGGUGUUGUGAAAGGCAUGGAUGCUACACUGAAAGGCAUGAACCUGGAGAAGAUCUCAGGCCUUAUGGACAAGUUUGAGCGCCAGUUUGAAACACUGGAUGUGCAGACCUCCCAGAUGGAGGACACGAUGAGCAACACGACAACACUCACAACUCCGCAGAACCAAGUGGAUUCGCUGAUGCAUGAGAUGGCUGAUGAAGCUGGGCUGGAUCUAAACAUGGAGCUUCCACAAGGUCAAAUGGGUUCAGUGGGCACAAGUGUUGCAUCUGCAGAGCAGGAUGAGCUGUCUCAGAGAUUGGCCAAACUCAGAGACCAGGUGUAGUGGACAUACAAUUCGUGCAAGAUGUGCCAGAAAUAUGGUCAGUGACUGUCCUGGAAUGACCGGCCGGAAAGAGUCUCUUCCCUCCUCCCCAAUCCUGCAUUUUCCCCUCAAUUCUUCACUGCCUUUAGCUCUAAAACGGAGCUGUCUCCCCCAGUCCUCUAUCUUGUAUGGGGAGUGGUAAGUGUUUUGUAUAGCAUAUUUUGAAUUCUCCACUACACUACAAGAAAAUGCAUAACAUUUUUGUCAUUAAAAAGAAAAAGAGGAUUUGUAACAGAUGUAUACAUUUUGUAAUGCAUUUUACUUUGAUAUACUCUCUUAAAAGGAUUUUGUCAAAAGGUAUCAUGCAGAGAAAUUAUUUUGUGAAUUCAGGCUAAAAGCGUGUUUUGUUUUGUUUUUCUUCCCCCCAAUGAUAGUUCUUGACAUGCAUUGCAUCAGUCACGUACACCAGAUAAAUCACAAUUGUAUACAAACAAAACAAAGUCCUAAAUCAAGUACAUAAGAUAAAUAUGAAUAUCUUUUCUCUUUUUUUUUAUGUCUGACACUCUUUGAAAUAUCAACAAAGAUUUAUGGAUAUUGUUAUUUAUCGCUUCCUGUGUUUGGUAUUGGUUUAAAAUUAUUUUGGUGUUACGUUUUAUGGAUAUUGGUCUGUAAAUCAAUAAAACUUUAUUAAUGGUUAUUCA